Microthlaspi erraticum is the source of this 1668-nucleotide messenger RNA. The record is from the annotation of a GenBank genome assembly. NCBI's taxonomy places the organism in Eukaryota, Viridiplantae, Streptophyta, Magnoliopsida, Brassicales, Brassicaceae.
AUGUUGUUGACGAAGUACGAGAGAAACUCUAGUAGAGUUUAUGGACUCAGCUUCCACCCUACAGAACCAUGGAUCCUCGCCGCUUUAGACACUGGUGUGAUCCAGCUCUGGGAUUAUCGCAAGGGUACUUUGAUCGAUAGAUUUGAGGAGCACGAAGGACCUGUUCGUGGUGUUCAUUUCCACAUUUCAAAAUCUUAUUUCGUGUCAGGAGGUGAAGAUGGCAUUAUUAGAGUUUGGAACACACCUUCUCAAGCUCCCCCAGAAGUUGCAACUAAUGCCAGAACAAAACAAGUCCGCAAACACAAAAAGAAACCAGUCAGCAGCCUUUUCACUCUUACUGGGCAUGGUGCUUGUAUCCGGACUGUCCAAUUCCACCACGAAAACCCAUGGAUUGUGAGUGCUAGUGACGACAAGAGCAUCAGAAUAUGGAACUGGAGAAAAAAAAAGUGUAUUUCCAUCUUAAAUGGUCACACCGAAGCGGUUAUGUGUGCGUCAGCGUAUCAGUCAACUAUUGUAUCAGCCUCAUUGGAUAGGACUGUGCGUGUCUGGGAUACUGCUUCUCUUGCGAGCAAGUCGGUGUCUCCUCCUAAAGACAUCAAACCCAUGAAUGAGCUUCGAGGCCAUGAUAAUGGAGUAAACUGGGUCUGUAUUCAUCCCACCCUUCCUCUCAUUGUCUCUGGUGCAACUGACGGUCAAGUAAAGCUGUGGCGUAUGAAUGCUGAAACUAAAGCUUGGGAGGAGGAGGCUACACUGCAGGGCCAUAGGAAGAACGUUUCGUCAGUUAUGUUCCAUACGAAACAGGACAUGAUUGUAUCCAGCUCUAAGGAUAGAAGCAUUCGUGUCUGGGAUGAUAACACCAGAGCUGGAAUCCAAACCCAUACCCGUGUACGUGAUGGGUUCUUGAUUCUUGCAGUUCACCCUGAGAUUGACUUGCUUGCAGCAGGACAUGAUAAUGGUUUCAUGGUGUUUAGACUUGAGAAAGAACGUCCUAUCUACGCUUUAACCAAAAAAGAGAAAAAGAACCAUAAUGAAAUCUGGUGGGACUUGGAGAAUGCUCCAGUCCCACAUCAUCUCAAAUCAUCAUCUCAUCAAUUGUAUGACAUGAUUGUCAAGAAAUUAAGACAACAAGGCUUCAAGGGCUCAAUCACUAUUACGGCCGUCGUAGCAUAUAGUGAUUCCUUUCGGCCCUGUCUUGGAGAUGAUAUUACUGUUGUUGUCGCAAAAAAUGAGCCAAGGCCUAAGGACAUUGUUACCCGUAAUAACCAAGCAGCUGAUGAGAAAAUAGAAGAGUUGGUUGAUGAAUGGCUUGAAGAGCAGCGUAAACCUGGCAAUGGGUUUAUCAUUUCAGGUGAUACUGGAUUUGAAAAAUCAUUCGUAAAGCUGAAUCAGAAUGGUCACAGCAGUUUUUCCAUCAUUGAGAAAGGAGAAAACGACGAUACACCAACGGACAUCACACGUGUCGUGAAACAAUAUUGGAUGUGGAGAGGGGACAUACUCCCUUUGGAGGAAAAGAGAGGAGUUGAAGUCAAGGUUAAUGCUAAAAAGAGGAAGAAUGACCGAUCCUUUUUCAAGAGUUCCAUUGAUAAUGAGAAGAAGGAGAAGGCAAAGGAGAAGAAGCUCAAGAAGGAGCAGAUAAAGAAGAGGAAGAAAAGAGAGGAAGAACAGUGA